UGCUUGGCGUUCACGGAAUCGUGUGCAACGACUUUUGGCUUCGGUCUUGCACACUGCUGCGAAUCACACCUCAACUUCCGCACGUUUCACUCAAACCAGGAUGGGUGCUACCUCUAUAACUAUUGUCUUUUCACCCUACCAUGUUGGCCUCCGCGAUCACCGUGUUGGUGACGGCCCUAAUCGCAUCCGGGCCCUUGGGGUAAUUGAAGAGCUGGAGAAGCUCGGUGUGACGGUACAUUUUGUUGAGCUGCCACCGGUUGAUGAUUAUGAAGGGGAGAUAGGCCGCAGCUUUGAGCUACUCCGGCGGACGUCUAAGGCGGUAACAGAUGUGUGCGCAAAGCAAUCCUUUCCUCUUAUUCUCUCUGGAAACUGUAUGGCAAGCGCUGGAGUUGCUUGUGGGCUAGGCCUUAAGGCUCUUGGCUGGAUCUACUUUGACGCGCACGACGACAUGGACACGCCAUCAACGAACACGAAUGGAUACCUAGAUGCCAUGGGCCUAUCAAUGCUAGGGGGGGAAAGUUUCCAUCGUUUGGCAAACACGAUUCCUGGAUACGUCGCGCAUAAGUACGACAAGAUGAUCUACUGCGGCCUUCGCGAUAUUGAGGACAGUCAGAAAGAGACUGUACGCAAGGCUGGAGCGGAGGUUAUCUGGGGAGAAGCAGGUAAUCACGUCGACUUUGCGAGCAAGCUCACGAAAGCUCUGAGUGAGAAGGAUUAUUCGCCCGCUUUAGUCCAUCUUGACCUUGAUGUCUUGGAUAAGAGCAUUGGAAAGGUUAAUGGUUACGAGAGUCCGGGAGGCUUACAGGAGGACGACCUAAUGAAGUGUAUGGAUCUAGUUCCACAGAAAGCUAGUCCAACGUCUCUCACAGUCUGUUCGUUCGAUCCCAACUUAGGAGACGGGGAUAAAGUUGCUGCAAUCGGUGUAAAGGCUAUUGUCGCCUUUGUCAAGUCGCUCCUAAAAACGGGAGCUUUAGUUAGGAAAUAGCAUCUACACCGAGUCUAUCGUGGCCUUGGAUAUGGCACUUGCUGC
This is a messenger RNA of Bipolaris sorokiniana ND90Pr, 1030 nucleotides long. RefSeq lists its product as uncharacterized. The transcript has a single exon. The coding region runs from base 101 to 985 and encodes 294 amino acids. Gene Ontology annotation, cellular component: cytosol; cytoplasm; nucleus. NCBI's taxonomy places the organism in Eukaryota, Fungi, Ascomycota, Dothideomycetes, Pleosporales, Pleosporaceae. The record is from RefSeq and is a predicted model, not a curated record. Gene Ontology annotation, molecular function: manganese ion binding; arginase activity.